AUGCAGAUCCUCACCCCCCAGCCGGUAGCUGACGCCUUGGAGGAAGGCCACGGGUACCUGCCGGACCGGGCGGUUAGUGAUGUGGACGACCCCGACUUGGGGGCGGCCGCCAUGGAGGAGGACGACGCCACAGGUGGCGGUGGUGGAGCAGGCGGCUCCGGAGGAGGGGUGGCCUUGAUGAAUGUCCAGACGACGACGGGGAGGAGGUCGAGCCGCGCCGCCCACCUGGCGCCAACAAGGCGGGCGCGAGUUCCUCAGCUGCGCCAGCCGCACCAGGCGGCGCGCGGAAGGACGGCGGAGGGCUCCACCAACGCCCGCCGCGUAGACCUGCGCGCCGAGCUCCUGGCAGCAACGGAGCGGAACGCGCAGGAGGUGUGCAAGGAGCGGGAGAGGGCGGAGAAGGACAAGGUGGACGCGGCCAAGUCGACACAGGAGAAGGCCGACGCAGCGGCGAAGGCCCAGGCGGACGCCGCGGCUAGGGCCCAGGCGGAUGCGACUGCCAAGGUGCAAGCAGAGGAGGCGGCCCAUGGCUGA
Molecule: messenger RNA, 534 nt
Organism: Aegilops tauschii subsp. strangulata
Lineage: Eukaryota; Viridiplantae; Streptophyta; Magnoliopsida; Poales; Poaceae
Source: RefSeq, a predicted model, not a curated record